CGACGGCUUUGAUGCUCCCACGCUCUAACGCUCCGAGGCUACAAAGUGCUUAACGUCCUUUUUGAACGCGUUCUCGACUCGUCUGACUCAUGUCGGCCAGGCGCAUAACUGUGGACACACUCUCACGAGCGUUAUGUCCGUCAAUUGAUGGGCUGCUACUGUCCAAUGCUACUACCGCAUUGCCCCUACGCUCAGCCAGACGUGUCCGUGUCACCCAGGAGCAGCAACACGAGACCGCGCCGGCAAUAGGACUCCUCAACGGCCAAGCGCGCACUGCACAUACCGACGGGUCUCCGGCGGGACAGCGUGCGCGGCGCGAGCGGUAUCCGCAAUGGGCUGCGGCUCCCCAGGCGCGGCCGCCCAAGCGAGUGCCGGCCGAGAAGAAGCCGCAGCCCCCGCCAGCAUUGCCGCCGUUCCCAGGCUGGGCUGCAGUGGAGGUCGCACCGCUGCGUACGACGAAACCCCUGUCCCAAGAUCCCUCCGCUGUAAGCAAGACGGACCCCGGAGCCCAGCAGCAGGACCACCCCGGGGAGACGGCAACCCUAGCCGACCAGCCUCCGGAAGGCCAGCCUCCGGGAAAGACAGGUCUCACAAGCGCGGACGCGCUGUGCCGGUCCAAAUCGGAUCUCCCGCCGGAGACGGCCGGCGCCCCGACGCCCGUCAUCUACGAGGCGCUGCGCAGCCUCCGAGGCUUGGAGGGCCAGGGCAACAAGAUCCGACGUCUGGUCCGGUACCUGGUGGAGGAGCGCGGCGAGCGGCCCAACGUGUUUCUGUACGAGGCGCUGGUCACGGCGAACUGGGACACGGCAACGGGCUCGGCCAACGAGCUGGCCGAGAUCUACAAGGAGAUGAGGACGGCGGGGAUCCAGCCCUCGCCCGGGUGGUAUCACAGUGCACUGAGGCUGCUGGCGAUCCAUCCGGAUUACCUGACCAGGAAUACGUUUCUAGCCAAGAUGAAGGAGCAAGGGAUCGAGCUCGGCGACGAGGGCAAGUUUAGCGUCGCCGUGGGCUUGCUGCGCGACGGCCAGUACGAGAUGGCGCUGGACUAUUGGGACCAGCUCCGCGACGCGGGGACCCGGAUCCCCGAGUGGGUGUCUUCCACCUUCGUCUACGUCCUGGCGAUGCGGGGGUUCGUGGACGAGGCGGUCCAGCUGUUCCGCCAGGUCCUCGAUGCGGCGGGGGGCAGCGCGAGCGCCGUGCCUCUUCCCCUCUGGUCCUACCUCUUGGACGAGUGCAGCAGGAACCUGCACUACGAGGGAACGAGGCUCGUCUGGGACGAGAUGGUGUCACCCGGUAAGAUCAACCCGGCGGACGGAAUCGCCCUCAACGUCCUCAACACGGCGGCGCGCCAGGGCGACACGACGCUGGCAACCGCCGUCAUCGAGCUCCUCUCGGCCCGUGAGGUCAAGCUGGGUUUCCACCACUACGAGCCGCUGCUCGAAAGCUACGUGAAGGCGGGCAGCCUCGAGGGCGCGUUCCGGGUGCUGUGCAUCAUGAACGACGCGGGCGUGCAGCCGGACCAGUCCAGCACGCGCUCCCUGUACGCGGCGCUGAAGGAGGGGCCGCCCGACUUGGUCGACGAGGCCAUCGGCAUCCUCCGCCAGCUGGAGCGCGUGCCGGUGGCGGCCAUCAACGUGCUGCUCGAGGCGCUGGCCACGGGUUCGGGCGGCGACAUGACCCGGACGCUGGACGCGUACCGGCAGGUGUGCGACCUUUGCCAGUCCGGGCCGAACCAGCAGACCUUCGCGCUCCUGCUGGACGAGUGCGCCAGCGCGGAGCCGGCCGUCUUCCUCGUGUCGGAGAUGGACCGGUUCUCGGUGCGGCCCUCGCCCCCCAUCCUCGACAGCCUGAUCCGCUGCUUCGCGCUCGACGGCAACCUCGACGUCGCGCUGCUCUACCUCGACGAGAUGAGCCGCCUCGCCACCGGCGGCUCGCCCACCUGGGUCAGCCGGCGCACCCUGCUGGCCGUCCUGCAGCGCUGUCACAAGGAGAAGGACCCCCGAGCGUCCAAGCUGGUGGCCGAGGCCAGGCGGCGGGGCAUGACGCUCUGACUCAGACCGAAAUCGCCGGUACCUUGGAGUUUAGGAGGGCAGUCAAAAGGCCCGUGGUACCAGGCCACCCGAUAACGAAUCUGUGCAUUCCACCGAUACACAACAAGAUACGUGUACAUGCAAAGGCGAGACAUCGGUCAAAGAGGCUUUUCUUCGAACCGGCA
Thermothelomyces thermophilus ATCC 42464 is the source of this 2215-nucleotide messenger RNA. RefSeq lists its product as uncharacterized. The record is from RefSeq and is a predicted model, not a curated record. Gene Ontology annotation, molecular function: protein binding. The coding region runs from base 90 to 2051 and encodes 653 amino acids. Lineage: Eukaryota; Fungi; Ascomycota; Sordariomycetes; Sordariales; Chaetomiaceae. The transcript is spliced from 2 exons.